AUGUCAACGUGCCUGGCGCUAAAUGGUGUCGCGUCUACCGAGCAAGUCUGCCCUGCUGGCCUGGCUUUUUCAAGCGACGCUUCUCCGCUGGACUUGACAGCGCUACCGGCGCUCGAACGCUUCAUCGACUGGCAACCCUGGGACCCUCUACACAUGCGUGACCUUCAUAAGCAGCUGUUGUACCCACCCACUCCGGGAUGUGGCGCCGACAUGGCAGCUAGACGCUUACAUCAUGUUUUUCUUCAGGUGCUGCAAAUGAUGGCAGUUCUCGAUGCUGCCGCGAUGUCAACGUGCCUGGCGCUAAAUGGUGUCGCGUCUACCGAGCAAGUCUGCCCUGCUGGCCUGGCUUUUUCAAGCGACGCUUCUCCGCUGGACUUGACAGCGCUACCGGCGCUCGAACGCUUCAUCGACUGGCAACCCUGGGACCCUCUACACAUGCGUGACCUUCAUAAGCAGCUGUUGUACCCACCCACUCCGGGAUCUGGCGCCGACAUGGCAGCUAGACGCUUACAUCAUGUUUUUCUUCAGAUUGCAUGCGCGACGCCAGUGGUGCUGGACUUUCUGGAAGCGGGCCGUGUCGGGCUUUCUGAAAAGCCUCUGUUCCCGUACACCGGCCCAUAUCGAGUGUGCCGCCAAGUGACCGACGUAACGUACGAAAUCGCUCCAUUGUCUUCGUCCCCAUCGGCUCAACCCCGCACCGACAUCGUGCACAUCGUUGUGCACCCUAUGGUUAAUCUGUCAAGGAUCUGCUGGGAGCACACCGGGAAAGGGUGCGCCACCUUGGACACGUCUUACUUCCAGGAAGCGAUCCUCAACAACCGGCUUCACAUCAUGAAGGACAUGAUAAAGUACUCCUACCCCAUCGAGAGCCUUGUUCUACAUUGCUUCAUGAAGACCACAGCGGACACCUGUCAGCCAUUUUCUUGCACCAAUAUGUGGUACAUCGAGUACUCCUACUACAAGACAGGCGUGUGUUACACCAUGGACCCAACGCACUCUGAAGUGUAUCGCUCGUGUGGAGAGCCUUGGAAAUACAGCGCCACGUUCAGGUUGGCGACCGAGCUCGAAGGAGUUCCGGCCAAGGAGGCUAUCAUGUCCGCCCUCUUGCACCAACAGGGACAGUUCACCGGUGGAGUCAGCAGCAGCGCCAUGUUCCGACCAGGGAAGCGCUACGUGCUAAGCGCACAGCAGACCAAUGUGUUAUCCCUAAAAACGCCAUAUGAGACUCAGUGCACUGACUAUGAAGAAAUGACUAGGCGGUUCAACUACACAAAGGACGUUAUUCAACAAGAGGAAUGCAGCGAAAAGUGCCUAGCCGACCAGUGGAAGAACCAGUGCGACUGUUACCCCAAACUCUACUCAAUGAAGCACGUUCUGAAAGGAAACCUAUGCGAAUACCUGGCCCACUUGAAGUGCAACGACUACAUGAAGACGAUGAACUGGCUACCUUACUGCCAGAACCAAUGUACCAGGCCGUGCAGAGAGGUGCGUUACAAGUCCUACAGCUUCCAGACAGGGAGUGUAAAGGAUUACAUUCAGUAUGAUAACAAGGAAAUAGAGGUGACCGUCGUCCUUGGCACAACGAAGCGACGGAUUGUGCAGACCCUUCCACGAAUGCUUGGCUCCGACCUCGUCACGUACUUCUCCGGUCAUGUGAGUAUGUGGCUAGGCGUCUCCCUCCUGCAAUUGGCCGACAUCCUCUGCAAUAUGUACAAGAAGCUCUGCUCUUUGAGAGAACCUGCAACUUCGAUGCUGACACCGUUUUAAGGACACAACGAAGAUGGAUCGCACAAACCAGUAGUUUACCAGAAGAAGUGUUUGUUAGCAAAUCUCAUUUCUUAUUUUCGUAUGCUUCGCGUGAAUAUUUAUUUUUUAGCUUCAAUUAAGCUACACUGUAGCUAUCGUAGUGCAGAUUUUAGAACACCUGGCUCACGAAGCAAAGAAAGGAUCUCACAGCUCUGCACGCAUAACUCGAGUGACAGUAAUGCGGUACUUGUAGGAGAUCCAAUCCUGUCUAGCUGCCUAAUGCUACUUUCUAUAGCUGAGGUCGACCCGCAUAGCUCAUCAGCAUAAU
Molecule: messenger RNA, 2074 nt
Organism: Dermacentor silvarum
Lineage: Eukaryota; Metazoa; Arthropoda; Arachnida; Ixodida; Ixodidae
Exons: 14
Coding region: 1-1767 (588 amino acids)
Biological process (GO): sodium ion transmembrane transport
Cellular component (GO): membrane
Molecular function (GO): ligand-gated sodium channel activity
Source: RefSeq, a predicted model, not a curated record